GAGACAUUAUACGGCAUAUCGGAACACAUUACGCUUAAGGGAGUGACAUUGAGGGACAAGAAGGACAAGAAAGAAGAAGAAGAGAAGAGAUCGGUAGAGCAAAGAAGAAGAAGAAGAGGAUAAUACAACUUACGCUCUCUCUCUCACACAACACACGCAACGCAACGCAACACAGCACAAGAGGGAGACCGCCACCAUGUCCAUCUUCUUCUCAACCCCCGUCGACAUCGACAUCGUCCUCGACGAUCCCGAUGACCGCACCAUGGUCGACGUCAAGCUCGACAAGAACCGCCGCGAAAAGGCGCCCCUGUACAUGGACGGCGAGUCCGUCAAGGGCGCCGUCACCGUGCGGCCCAAGGACGGCAAACGCCUCGAGCACACGGGCAUCAAGGUCCAGUUCAUCGGCACGAUAGAAAUGUUCUUUGACCGCGGCAACCACUACGAGUUCCUCUCGCUCAACCAGGAGCUCGCCGCGCCGGGGGAGCUGCAGCACCCGCAGACGUUCGACUUCAACUUCAAAAACGUCGAGAAGCAGUACGAGUCGUACAACGGCAUCAACGUCAAGCUGCGCUACUUUGUCCGCGUCACCGUCUCGCGCCGCAUGGCCGACGUGAUCCGCGAAAAGGACAUCUGGGUCUACAGCUACCGCAUCCCCCCGGAGAUGAACAGCAGCAUCAAGAUGGACGUCGGCAUCGAGGACUGCCUGCACAUCGAGUUCGAGUACAGCAAGAGCAAGUACCACCUCAAGGACGUCAUCGUCGGCCGCAUCUACUUUUUACUCGUCCGGCUCAAGAUCAAGCACAUGGAGCUAUCCAUCAUCAGGAGAGAGACGACGGGCGCCGCGCCCAACCAGUACAACGAGAGCGAGACGCUGGUGCGCUUCGAGAUCAUGGACGGCUCUCCCUCAAGGGGCGAGACGAUCCCUAUCCGACUCUUCCUCGGCGGCUUCGACCUGACGCCCACCUUCCGUGACGUGAACAAGAAGUUCUCCACGCGGUACUAUCUCAGUCUCGUUCUCAUUGACGAAGACGCCCGACGAUACUUUAAGCAGUCGGAAAUCAUCCUCUACCGCCAAGCCCCCGACACUCCCGCCAUCCAAGCAGGAAUCCAGAGCGUACCUCCUCCUCCCGAGAACAAAAUCACCGCUGUCCAGGCAUGAAGUUAAACCAUGGGCCAAAAACUUCUUUGGGUCUUCUUUUUUUUUCAUGCAGCGAACAGCAACAUUGCCAUUCUAUUUUGUUUUCUAUUUCUAGCAUAGGGGAGGGGUCUUAAACUACUGGCGUUAACGGGAGAUUACGAGUGUCGUGUGUGCGUGUGGUUUUUUUGUACGAAAAUGUGUUGUCGUAGAUAAUAUAUAGGUACAUAUU
Trichoderma virens Gv29-8 is the source of this 1367-nucleotide messenger RNA. RefSeq lists its product as uncharacterized. The transcript has 3 exons. Gene Ontology annotation, biological process: retrograde transport, endosome to Golgi; intracellular protein transport. Bases 197 to 1159 code for a protein of 320 amino acids. Gene Ontology annotation, cellular component: retromer complex; endosome. The record is from RefSeq and is a predicted model, not a curated record. Lineage: Eukaryota; Fungi; Ascomycota; Sordariomycetes; Hypocreales; Hypocreaceae.